AUGACUCUGUCGUGGUUGAAAACUGAGUAUAUGAGUUCACGCUAUGGAGAAGCGAAGAAGCCUGUUUCCGAUAUUCUGGUGUACUCGUUUUUUCGAGGAUGGGGUCUUCGGACGGGGACUGUAGCUGUGAUUUCUCGAAAAUCGAUGAAAAGAAUGUUGAUCAAGGCUAGUUGUCUGUGGGGAGGAAGGUCAAAUCGUGAAACGUGGUGUUUUCAAAAUAUUUGUCUUGAAAGCAAAAUUAUCAUUUGCUUAGGGGUUCAGGAGAGCACCGGGCAUUGGAAAGUAUUCGGGGUGACUGGUGAGAGGUGGUCUAGGAAACGAAAAGUUCACCUGUUUACUGUUAAACGGGAAUCCGCAAUACCGUUCGAAAAGGCGCAAAGAUCUGUACCUAUGGCAGAAGUUUCAGAUUUUGAUUUUGUUGUGGGGACAGCAGAUGAAGAGUAUGCUGCGAGAACCAAGGAGGAACCGGGCGAAAUCUUGAGUUUGGAGGAGGAACAAGCCUUGCGACUGACUUUAAUAGAAGCAACUCAAAAAAAGAAGAAAGGAUCAACUAGUAACCAGAUCUCUAAUUUAGUGAAGCCUUGUUGUAGCCAUGAAGUUGUUACUCAAGAGGGUUUUUCUGGUUUGUUUGCAGAUGAAAACUUAAUGCCGCUUAAAGUAACAGUUGUAAAUGACGCAUACGAAGGUGCUCAAGGUUAUGUGGCUAAAAAUCCAGGAAGCAGAGAAGCAUUUGGGGCAGAUUUCUUGGAGAAUAUAUCAGGUUCCAAAUCGUCAUGUGCUGGUCCUUCUACGUCAAACGAUUUAUCUAGGACAAACGACAUUGAUGCAGCACUCCAUGACAUUCGUUUAAAAAUCGAGUCGAAGCAUUUUGGUGAGAGUAGUUCUAGUUCAUGUCGCAUUGAUUACGAUAAUUACGACCAAAUAGGUAUGGAAAUCGCCGAUAGUGAUAAAGAAUCUCACUCGAGGCCUCAGUCAUCUGAUCCGUUCCCAUUCACUGUUGGGUCAAAAGACCAAACAGUUCUGAGCGACAAGUCCUCUACGUUUGAAAAUUAUGAUGAAGCUGAAGCUCUACGUGCUGCAUUAUUAGCUCAGGUGAAGAAACAUAGGAAUGCAGUUAUUGAAAAGAGCCACUUGGAAGAAGGUGAAAUUGUAGGAGACUUUUCUGAUAAUACAGCAGAGGGUGCUGAAGUAAAUGUGGUGACUUCAAAUGUCAAAAAUUCCAGUGAACCUUUGAUGGGCUUGGAGACAAAGUACGUUUUUGAUCAAGACUCGCGGGCACAUGGUAGGAGUUGUUACGAUUGCUAUCUGUGUCUUGAGAGGAUUUGUGUUUGGCAUGGUCUCUGUCGCACUGGUAGUCCUGCGACAAAUGAACAAGAGAAGAGUAGAAUUAAAGCGUUGGAAAGGCAGCAGGGGAAGUAUCGAAGUCAAAAAGCGGGUUCUCCAGAUUUGAAAAGCAGUAGAAGAAAGCGCCGGUAUGGACGACAUUCUUUGUCGAGCGAUGAUGUAAAAGAAGGAGAAUCUGCAGAUGCAGUUGAAUCAACGAAGAAACGACGGUUGGAUCGUCGAAAGAGGAGGUUCAAUGGAAGCCGCGGAGGAGAGGAAAAUGUGGAUACUGAUUCAUGUCCAAAGACAUUGGAGGAGUGGGAUAAUUUGAUUGAGAAGGAAUUAAGAGGGAAGAAGAGUGCCGAAAGGAAGGUUCAAAAGACGGAGUGCCGGCGGGAUGAGAAUGUACGACGUCGGGAUCAGUACCUGGAAAAAGCGGAAAUUCUCUCUCACAGUAUUGGUGUCCUUGACGGGGAAAUAAUGAAGUAUAAGAGCAGUUUAGAGCGGAUUAGAGGCCGAGUAACAGCUUUUCAGAAGGAGAGAGAUCGGUUAGAGAGGAAGCUUCGUGUGGAAAAGCUCGCAGUAAAGGAGAAGAAAAGGGAAGAAGUAACAAGGAGUUUGAUUGGUGGUAGUAGCUCAGUGUAUGAAGAUAUGAACGAGGAUUUGAACUUUGCAUGUUCAAAAAACAGUACUUUGGAAGAGGCUAGAAAGAAACUGCUGUUCUCUGGAAAUCAGGAUCGAGGUUCCAUGCUUACAAGAACGAAAGCUUAUCAGUACGGAGGAAUAUUUAAUGAUGAUAGUGGUGAUAUAGGGACAGUAACAGCAGAGAAGUCUAGGGAACUUGAACAGUAUUCUUCGUCUUCAGGAACUUCAUCUGUUUCUGAAGAAAAUGUGGAAGAGACCAUUAUUCAAUUAUCAGAUUCCGAGAAGGAUGUGCAUGAGAUGACUCCGCCGGAUAUAGUCAUAUCAAAAGUAAUACCAACUCCGUCUUCUCAAUUGGAAAACAAAGAAAAUAUUGUUGGUUUUGAGAGGAUGACUGUGGAUAACAUUUCCAGAAAAACCUUCCGUUUUUCGCAAGGACGUUUACCACUUUCUAGAGAAAGUGUCAGAGAACUUAAGGAUAACCCACUACUCAUGUUCAGCGGAUAUCGUUUGUUCGUCUUCUCAUGCCGUCAGUAUUUUACUUCGAUAUGUUGUUCUACUGUGUUUAGGCUUUGUCGGUCAUUCCCACUCCCUUUAAUAACGCAUCCAGCAGUGUCAAAUAAGCUGGAUCCUUUGCGACCUCUCUGUUAUUACCAACUGUGUGGUAAAUGCGUGGACGGGACUUGUCAGUGGCAGCACGAGUCAGAUUAUGUAAUGAACGACGAGGAGGUUGUAUGUAGCGUGUUAGCACACUGCCCUUCCUUAUGCCCACCAGACAAAAUGUUCUCUGAUUAUGCACGUGAGGUUUUGAUGCAGCAUUCUCCUUGCCCAGUUAGCGAGGUUGUUGAAGAACUUCUUAGUCGUUUGCCAGAGACAGAUCGUACGAUCAGUGCUUGUGAGAUGGCUGCAAAAUGUGACAUUCCUAGGGAAGAAAACGACGAAGACUGUUUGGUGGACUACGAAGUCUUACCUUGCUUUGCAAGCCUAAUACUUGAGAAGGAGCGAUUGUGA
Messenger RNA from Enterobius vermicularis (human pinworm), 2976 nucleotides. Lineage: Eukaryota; Metazoa; Nematoda; Chromadorea; Rhabditida; Oxyuridae. The record is from the annotation of a GenBank genome assembly.